AUGUUUAACUAGUUGGUAGAUAAGCAUCUGUGCGAACUUAUCAAACAAUAAAUAGACUUACAAGAAUAUUUUGACAGCAAUCUACCUAAUUAUGAAAUACUUGACUAAUCUUAUCCAAGUUAGCAUCACGAUGAAAAGGAGUUGAUAGAGGGUAUAACUUUAGAUCAUCCCAAAGAUAUCCAUGAAAUGUACGAAGAAUUAAUUGGUAGCAAAUUGAAAGAUUAAAAAACAGCUGAUGGUUCAAUUGUAUCUAUUGAAUAUCAUUUGAUCAUCUUGCCUGUAACAUUACAAAAUAAUCCCAAAUAACUAAUGAAAGUAUUAAGUGAAACAGAGAGACCUGAAUACUUCGAAAAUAAAGUCAUCCAGACUAUCAUAAACUUUAAAUGGAAUGAAUAUACUAAAAGAUUUUAUGAGUUUGGGUUCUACAUUUAUUUGAUAUUUAUGACAUCUUUUAUUUUCGAUAUCUUCUAUUCAACUUACGCUACAUAAAGCAAUUGUGAUGAAAAAGACGAUGUAGUUGGAUAAUCAAAUACAGAAAUUUUAAGACCCAAUAUAUGGAUUAAGAUUUCAAAUAAAAUAAUAUGCAGUGGGAUACUAAUUUACUUCUUAGUUUAUGAGAUUAAGCAGGUGAAAGUUUAAGGAAAGGAUUAUUUUAAAGAUGGAUGGAAUUACUUUGACUUUUUACACAUUGUUUCAUUCACAAUAUAUUGCAUUUUAGACUUCAUAGAUGUGGACCAGGAUAUUCUAAUCUUGGUAAAAAUUAUGGUGAUCGUACUAUCCUUUAUGAAAUUAUUGUUCUUCUUGAGAAUUUAUGAUGGAUUUAGUUUCCUCGUUUAAAUGAUGGCUGGCGUCUUCAAAGACCUCAAAUAUUUCUUGAUUUUCUUCUUAAUUUUCAUCCUGCAAUUUGGAAUGAUAUUCUUGGUCCUCUUCAAAGCAUAGGGAAUCGAAGAAUACAAUGGUGUUAAUAAAUUGGCAUACUUUUUAAUGGCCUUCAGAAUAUCAUCUGGCGACUUCUAACUCGAUGAUUAUCAUAGCUAAAAUGAUGGGCUAGUCCUUUUUACAUGGAUGAUAUGGUUAAUAGCUGUCAUGGCUUUGAAUAUCGUGUUCAUGAACUUCAUCAUCGCUGUUAUCUCGGAGUCCUACGAAAGAGUAAUGCAGAAAUUGGUGGCAGAAUCGUACAGAGUUAAAGCUAAUAUGAUUGUUGAGAGAGAAUAACUAUUCAAAGAUUCUGAUUUGACAUGCAAAGAUUACUUUCCAAACUAUAUAGUUGUGAGAAGACCUCUUAAUACAGAGAGUAAUGAAGGUGGGGAAUGGUAGGGAUUCAUUAAAGAUCUCAAGUAUAGUCUCUAGUGA
Molecule: messenger RNA, 1353 nt
Organism: Stylonychia lemnae
Lineage: Eukaryota; Ciliophora; Spirotrichea; Sporadotrichida; Oxytrichidae
Source: the annotation of a GenBank genome assembly